Messenger RNA from Dioscorea cayenensis subsp. rotundata (Guinea yam), 561 nucleotides. RefSeq names its product auxin-responsive protein SAUR68-like. The transcript has a single exon. Gene Ontology annotation, biological process: response to auxin. The coding region runs from base 60 to 473 and encodes 137 amino acids. The record is from RefSeq and is a predicted model, not a curated record. Lineage: Eukaryota; Viridiplantae; Streptophyta; Magnoliopsida; Dioscoreales; Dioscoreaceae.
ACCAAGAAAAGCACAACUUUCAAGCACACCAAGCUUUGAUUCUCAUUGACAUCUCUGAGAUGGCAAGGAAGUUGCAGAAGGUUGCAUCCUUGAAGAGAAUGAUCUCCUCACCAAGGGCCGAUAAACAUUCUGAUUUCAAUGAAUGCAGUACAUCAUCUGUUGCUGAGAAGGGCCACUUUGUUGUUUACACAUCAGAGGGGAAGCGGUUCAUGGUUCCUUUGGCAUAUCUCAACAAUAAUAUCUUCAAAGAGCUCUUGAAGAUAUCAGAAGAAGAAUUUGGGUUGCCAAGUGAUGGUCCGAUCACAUUGCCCUGUGAUGCAGUAUCAAUGGAGUAUGUGCUCUCAAUGCUAAGAAGAGGAGUAUCAGAAGAAGUGGAGAGGGCAUUGCUUAGCUCCAUUUUCAUCUCUUGCCAAUCCACAUGUUCUACUCUUGAUUUAGAACAUACUCAACAACUCACAGUUUGUAGCUGUUGAUUAAUUCUUGACAUUCUAAAUGUAAUCUCUCUCAUACUUGUAUAUUUUUUACAAUUUUGUGAUUCAUCAAAGUUCUUUCCAAAGCUAU